Messenger RNA from Eriocheir sinensis (Chinese mitten crab), 2481 nucleotides. RefSeq names its product 2-(3-amino-3-carboxypropyl)histidine synthase subunit 2-like (gene Dph2). The transcript is spliced from 5 exons. Gene Ontology annotation, molecular function: 2-(3-amino-3-carboxypropyl)histidine synthase activity. The record is from RefSeq and is a predicted model, not a curated record. Gene Ontology annotation, biological process: protein histidyl modification to diphthamide. Lineage: Eukaryota; Metazoa; Arthropoda; Malacostraca; Decapoda; Varunidae. The coding region runs from base 876 to 2456 and encodes 526 amino acids.
GUGCGAACAUGUGGUUAUAGGCCUGCCCGAAGAGGAGAAAAAAUAGAAGAAAAUAAUAAGAGAAUAAUAAUAGGCAGCAAAAGAAACAGAAAAGAAGAAACAGAGAGAAAGAAGAGAAGAGACAAGCAGUAGAAGAAAAAAGAGAAGGAAAAGAAAAGAAAAAAAAUAACAAGCAGAAUAAUAAGAGAAAAAAGAAACAGAAAAGAAGAAAGAGAAAGAAGAGAAGAAGAAAUUGACAAGCAGUAGAAGAAAAGAGAGAAGGAAAAGAAAAAAAAAGAAGGAAAAUAAGCAGAAUAAGAGAAAAGAAACAGAAAAGAAGAAAGAAAGAGAAGAAGAAAUUGACAAGCAGUAGAAGAAAAGAGAGAAGGAAAAGAAAAAAAAGAAGAAGAAUAACAAGCAGAAUAAUAAGAGGGAAAAGAUACAGUAAAGAAAGAAAGAAGAAAAGAAAUUGACAAGCAGUAGAAGGAAAAAUAGAAGGAAAAAAAAGAAGGAAAAUAACAAGCAGAAUAAUAAGAGGAAAAAGAACAGAAAAGAAAGAAAGAAGAAGAAAAGAAAUUGACAAGCAAUAUAAGGAAAAAAGUAGGAAAAUAACAAGCAGAAAAAGGAAAAAGAACAAGAACAAGAGAACUAUCAACCAGGUAGAAAAUAACGAGUAGAGAAUAAUAAAAAGAAGAAGAAGAAAAAGAAACAGAAAAAAGAAAGAGAAAGAAGAGAAGAAAUUGACAAGCAGAAGAAAAAAAGAGAAGGAAGAAAAAAGUAGAAAAUAAGAAGAAAAAGACAGAAAAAAAGAGAAAAGGAAUUGACAAGCAGUAGAAGAAAAAAUAAGGAAAAUAGCAAAAAGAAGAAAAAGAAUAAGAACAAGAGAAAUAUUAACCAUGGCAGCCCUAACCAACACAGGGGCGGAGGUGGUGGAGCGGCAGGUGGUUCAGAAUGCCUCGCCUCGCCCUCCGUCCCUUGCGCUGGAGGAUAUGUACGAGAUCAACCGAUGUGUGGCUUGGGGCAGGAAGGGCGGCUACCAGAAGGUUUGCCUCCAGUUCCCGGAUGAGCUGCUUGGAGACGCUGCCGCUGUGGCCCAAGCCUUGAUGGGUCAGCUGGGGCAGGUCGUGUACAUCCUGGGAGACACGACAUAUGGCAGCUGCUGUGUGGACGAGGUGGCCGCUGAGCAUGUGGGAAGCGAUGCCGUGAUACACUUCGGGAACACCUGUCUGAGUCCGUCCCAGAGGCUGCCCGUCCUGUACAUUCCCACAAGACUCCCAGUGGAUGUGUCGAGGGUGGCAGGGCAACUGAAGGAGGCACUAACGGAGAGGAAGGACGCUGGUCACCCACUGGUUCUCCUCUAUGAUACCAGAUGCCACUAUGCUGCAGAUGAAUUGUUCUCCAAGUUGCAGAGCUCAUUCCCAAGCCUCGUGCUCUCCACCCUGGAAGGUCUUUGGCAUCACGAACAGAAAAGUGCGGACUGCUGUAACGUGUUGGAAGACUGCAUGGGUAACUCAACAUGUGCCUGCAAUGAAUCUGAAAGUUGCGAGACAUCUAAGUGCAAUGAUCCAUGUGAAACUAAUGGUCCCAGUGAUUCUCUCAAAAGCUCAGAAAGUGGCCAGCGGGAAGUUAAGUUCAACGGACGUCAUGUGAGUAUACCUGACGGGGCUGACAUCAAGGACAGCAGCUUCAUAUAUGUAGGCCCCAGAGGACCCACCUUAGACUGCCUGCUACUCCGCUUCCCCGAGAACACAUUCCACCACGUGCCUCCAAGUGAUGGUGCCGUGGAAACCCUCUCAGGCAUGCAGAGUCUCAUCCGCCGCAGCAUCAAGCUUGAGAUGAUUCGAGACGCGGAAAUCAUUGGCAUCUUGGUCGGAACCUUAGGCGUUGCGAGGUACCGGGAAGCCAUAACAAGACUCAAGACCAUCGUCAAGACAGCAGGGAAACGUAGCUACACCUUCGUCGUCGGCAAACCCAAUGAACCUAAGCUGGCGAACAUCUCCGAAGUCGACGUUUUUGUUUACGUGGCGUGUCCAGAAACAACCAUAGUGGACCGAGGCUCAGAUCCUGUCGUAUAUAGAAAGCUGGUGGCCCCGUGGGAGGUGGAGGUGGCCCUAGUAGCCGGCAGGGAGUGGAGUAUGACCUUUGAACCGGAUUUUAGUGCCCUCCUGCCUGGUGGAGCGCAUCACGUGGAGGUCAGUGAGGUGCCGAGGGAGGAGGAAGCCAGUGUGUCCCUCAUCACUAACAGAACACAGGCGCUUGGAGUAAGAAACAGUCCCAUUGAGGAGGGCACAGCGGGGCCGGUGGUGGUACAGGAGGGGAAGGUUUUGGCUACCAUCCACGUUGGCGGUGGCGGGCAGGUGCUGGGAGGACGUUCCUGGGCCGGGCUUGAUCCCUCCCUGCCCCCGCCUGCCCUGGGAACUGCUGUGGUGGAGGGCAGGAAGGGCAUUGCAGCGGAGUACCAGGAUGAGACACUAUGACACUCGGAAUAAAGGGAGAAAGGUA